This is a messenger RNA of Protobothrops mucrosquamatus (brown spotted pit viper), 2747 nucleotides long. It is a transcript of the gene PRKCH, whose product is annotated as protein kinase C eta. The coding region runs from base 159 to 2207 and encodes 682 amino acids. The record is from RefSeq and is a predicted model, not a curated record. Gene Ontology annotation, molecular function: ATP binding; diacylglycerol-dependent serine/threonine kinase activity. NCBI's taxonomy places the organism in Eukaryota, Metazoa, Chordata, Lepidosauria, Squamata, Viperidae. Gene Ontology annotation, biological process: protein phosphorylation. The transcript is spliced from 14 exons.
AACACACCAACAUGGCCCGGAGACCGGGGGCCCUGGGCUGCCCAGACCCCCGAGGACUAUAGUGUCCCAAGUCAGCUGGGACUCGGGAGUGCCCCAAGCUGAAGUUUCCCAUUUGAGAGGGAGGAAGCCUCCUUGUCUCGGUUUAGCUGAGACCUGCCAUGUCCGGAGGGAUGAAGUUUAAUGGGUACAUGAAGGUGCGCAUUGGGGAGGCUGUGGGGCUCCAGCCCACCCGCUGGUCACUCCGGCAUUCACUGUUCAAAAAGGGAUACCAAGUGCUGGACCCUUACAUCACAGUGAGCGUGGAUCAGGUACGAGUGGGACAAACCAGCACCAAGCAGAAGACUAACAAACCUACUUACAACGAGGAGUUUUCUGCUCCUGUCACCGAUGGGCGCCAGCUGGAGUUGGCAGUCUUCCAUGGCACUCCUAUUGGCUACGAUGACUUUGUGGCCAAUUGCACCGUGCCCUUUCACGAUCUGCUUCAUGGCACGGGGUCUUCUGACAGCUUUGAAGGAUGGGUGGACCUGGAACCUGAAGGGAAAAUAUUUAUAGCAAUAACCCUCUCAGGCAGCUUCACUGAAGGAACACUCCAGAGGGACAGGAUCUUUAAAAACUUCACACGGAAACGCCAACGGGCCAUGCGCAGGAGAGUUCAUCAAGUCAACGGACACAAGUUUAUGGCAACUUAUUUGCGGCAACCAACGUACUGCUCACACUGUCGGGAAUUUAUCUGGGGAGUAUUUGGAAAGCAAGGAUACCAAUGCCAAGUUUGCACAUGUGUUGUGCACAAGCGUUGUCACCAUCUCAUAGUUACAGCUUGCACAUGCCAGAAUAAUAAAAAGAAGAUGGAUAUAAAGAUUUCUGAGCAGAGGUUUGGAAUCAAUAUCCCACACAAGUUCAGAAUCCACAAUUACAAAGUGCCAACCUUUUGUGAUCACUGUGGUUCUCUCCUCUGGGGAAUCUUGCGACAAGGGCUUCAGUGUAAAAUGUGUAAAAUAAAUGUACAUAUUCGGUGUGAAUCCAAUGUAGCCCCAAACUGCGGGGUGAAUGCAGCAGAACUAGCCAAGACGUUGGCAUGUAUGGGACUGCAACCUGGAAAUAUCUCUCCAAAUGGGAAAUUAGUCUCAAGAUCAACAUUGAGACGUCAGAAAAAAGACAGCACAAAGGAUGGCAGUGGGAUGGUUGAAGUCUCAGCCAGUAGGCUUAAAAUUGAAGAUCUAAUAUUCAUCAGAGUGCUGGGAAAGGGCAGUUUUGGAAAGGUAAUGCUGGCUAAAACAAAAGAGACAGGAUAUCUUUAUGCCAUCAAAGUGCUGAAGAAAGAUGUAAUUCUGCAAGAUGAUGAUGUGGAGUGUACUCUAACAGAAAAGCGGAUCCUGACUUUAGCAAGAAACCAUCCUUUCCUCACUCAGCUUUUCUGCUGUUUUCAGACCGCUGAUCGCCUCUUCUUUGUUAUGGAGUUUGUGAAUGGAGGGGAUUUGAUGUUCCACAUCCAGAAAUCCCGUCGCUUUGAUGAAGUCCGAGCCAGAUUCUAUGCUGCAGAAAUCAUUUCAGCUCUCAUGUUCCUUCAUGAGAGUGGCAUCAUUUACAGAGAUCUGAAACUGGAUAAUGUGCUACUGGAUCAUGAGGGCCACUGCAAGCUGGCAGAUUUUGGAAUGUGCAAAGAAGGAAUCCAUGAUGGGAUCACCACCGCGACAUUUUGUGGAACCCCUGACUAUAUUGCUCCAGAGAUUUUGCAGGAGAUGCUUUAUGGUCCUGAUGUUGACUGGUGGGCAAUGGGGGUGCUCCUCUAUGAGAUGCUCUGUGGUCAUGCUCCAUUUGAAGCUGAAAAUGAGGAUGACCUCUUUGAAGCUAUCCUCAAUGAUGAAAUUGCCUACCCAUCAUGGCUCCAGGAAGAUGCAGUGACAAUCUUGAAAGCUUUCAUGACAAAGAACCCUAAAAUGCGACUAGGCAGCAGUGCCUUGGGUGGAGAGAAAGCAAUUCUCCUGCAUCCCUACUUUAAGGAACUGGACUGGGACCUUCUAAACGAGCGCCAGAUUGAGCCACCUUUCCGACCUCGAAUCAAAUCAAAAGAAGACGUGAGUAACUUUGAUCCUGAAUUUUUAAAGGAAGAGCCGAUCUUGACUCCCAUUGAAGAAGGAAUAUUAUCCAUGAUCAACCAAGAGGAAUUUAGAAACUUUUCUUAUACAGAUCCAGAAUUAGAGUCUUAGCUCCAUGUUGACUGGGCUAUCUAUUCAGCAACAAAGAAGGAUUGGAAUAUGGGAUUGCCUAGUCAUUUUUUCAACUGAAUCAUCCAACAGGCAGACUUAUACUAUGCAUCAGAGUAAAGAGGAGAAAAAUGAAACUGAGGAACUCAGCAGGAACAAAUAUUUCUUCCAGUAAAUGAAUGAUGCACAAAAGACGAAUGGGUAGAGCUUGUUAGCUCUGAAUGGCUACUGAAGUAACUUUGCAGUAACUGGGGGGAAUUUCUGGAAAAACAAAAUCAACUCUGAGCCAAAACUACCUUUUUGCAGCACUGAUUUCCCAUGAAAUAACUUGGCUGAACUACCUUCCGCAAUCAAGGAAGCAAAAAGAGAAUAGGGCUGACUGGUUUGAACUGUAUUAGAGAAAGGUUACAUGUGCUACUACUUUGCUUAGAGGUUAUAGGUUCAGGUUUCCUCAAAUCAGAGUGAGUACACAUCUGUUAGAAAUAUUUUGGACGCCCAUUUACAAAUAUAUGUGAUUAUACACAUUGACAGGAAAUAAAGAAA